CCUCAACAAUUUCAGCUUCCGUAGCCAUUUACCAGCCACAUGCACGCAACCUUCAACUAGGUUUCACAAAAACAAAAGUUUACAAAAAUGGCCACAGAAUUCUAUUCAUAUAACUACUCUACUAUAACCACCAGACCACCAUUGACCAUUAAGCUUGAAUAUUAACUACUAAAAGCUUAGUUUAAAAUAAGUCCUGCUCAUUUCUAUCUUCUUCUUCUCUUCGAAUUUAGAGUUCCUAAUUACCACAUUAAUUACGAAUCUACCCAUACAACUAAUUAAACUCAUAUUUUUCGGUUAUAAUUAUAAUUUUUUGGAUUUUUUUUUUUUUUAAAUGGAAAGCCAAGAAGCGGAUUAGGAUCGACACAGAGCCCCAUAUCUUUUUCGUUCAUGCUUAUAUCUCCUAUCGAUCACCGAUCCUGUGAAAUUAGGCAAUGUGCGUUCAAACUUAUGUCUCCUAUCGAAUCAUCACCAAGGUGCUUUUGAUUUUUCAGCUAUUUAAUGUUUAACUUACUGUAUAUAUUUAUUUAAUUGGAUGAUUAUGUUAUAAGAAAUUUGAUAGAAAGAUUAUAAAGUAGUGUAAUUAAGAUUUGAAUGCUCAUACUUAGUGAUCAGGGUACUGUCUAUAUCUAAAAUGCGCUGGGAGUCUUUUGUGGAUAUAUAAAUUUUUUAAAGCCCUGAUCCCUGGGACCAUCAAUGUUAUAAACUUUUUUCGUGCCGCCAUCUACACUGUGCACUCCCUUCGUUUUCCGGCCGGCAUCUAAACUGUGCAGUCCCUUCGUUUUCCUGGGAGUCUUUUGUGGAUAUAUAAUUUUUUUAAAGCCCUAAUCCCUGGGACCAUCAAUGUUAUAAACUUUUUUCCUGCCGCCAUCUACCCUGUGCACUCCCUUCGUUUUCCGGCCGCCAUCUAAACUGUGCAGUCCCUUCGUUCUCCUGCCGCCAUCUAAACUGUGCAGUCCCUUCGUUCUCCUGCCGCCAUCUACACUGUGCACUCCCUUCGUUUUCUGGCCGCCAUCUAAACUGUGCACUUUCUUCCUUCCGUUUCUCCUUUGCUUGUGAUAUUUCUCUCUCAUGGAAAAUUUGGAGGUGUUAGCUGCGUACGACGUGGAUGACAUCCUCAAAAGGUUGCACGAGCAGAUAAUGGGAGACGAGAACAGAUUGUUCCAAACAAGGGCCGAGAACAAAGCCAAAAAAAAUUCCAUAUUUGGAACUUUAAACCGUUUCGAUGGAAAGUCGUUUGAUUCGGUUCAAUCACAUAAAAUUUUUGAGUUAGGGAGUCUUGUUUGCGUGUUCACCAAACAUGGGUCCGGCGAGGUCAAAGACAAAGCCGUCAACAUUCUUAAAAGACUCAAAAAUCAUUGUGUGACUCUUAUGAAUGCUGACUCCCAGGUAAUCGAAAAUUUGUUCAACGAGACUGUUAUGAAUGCUGACUCCCAGGGAAUCGAAAAUUUGUUCAACGAGACUGUUAUGAAUGUUGACUCCCAGGGAAUCGAAAAUUUGAUGCCCCUGCUGAACCCCGGUUGGCAAGCCUUCAGGUCCUGGAACCCGGAUCCGAGCACACUGAUCUCAGAUCCGUACCUAACUCCAAACACGUUCNAUGGUGAUGGUUUUGGCCCAUCUUUGGGUGUAAAUUUUGUGCAUGGAACAAGGAUCCCAGAGCAUACAUGUCACAAGCUAAUUGAAAUGAAGAAAUGUGAGAUUGAGAAAUGCAACCAGGCAUGCUCAGAAUUCCCAAAUGCUGUUGGGGAGUUAUACAAGAGCAUGAAUGCGCCAAAAUCUUGCAUUAUUUUCUUCAUAUAUGAGUUAGGGCAAUCUUUGUCAGAUUUUGGUAAAGCAGCCAAGCUUCUUGGUGCUUGUGAAGGAGAUUCUCUUGGAAAAACGUUUUCUGAGCUUGGGGUGAAAUCUGAGACAUUAUCAAUAAAGCUGCAGAAGGAGGCCCAUCAACUCUUGAUGAAUUUUGAAGAACCCUUGAAGGACUAUGUUCGGGCAGUGCAAUCCAUUAAGGCAACGAUAGCAGAAAGAGCUAAUGCCUUCAGGCAACAGUGUGAACUGGCUGAAACCAUCAAGUUGAAGGAGAUAAACCUUGACAAGCUCAUGCUGACACGGUCUGAUAGGGUUGGGGAGGCCGAGAUUGAGUACAAGGAAUUGAAGGCAGAGAGUGAGGAGGCAACGAGGAGAUUUGAGGUGAUUGUACGCUUAAUGAAUGAAGAGAUAGUACGAUUUCAGGAGCAGAAAACAUUGGAUAUGGGAAUCGCUUUUCAUAAAUUUGCAAAAGGACAGGCACGACUAGCCAAUAGUAUCGCUGAUGCCUGGCGAAGUCUCCUUCCAAAACUUGAAGCUUGUUCCACAUAAUCAGUAUUUACUAACCACCCACCGAGCAAAGUUCUUGUUUCAGUAUUUGGUUCUUGGGAAAUGGCAGGGGCAGCUCUUGCAUUUUAAAAACUUGACUAUGGGGAAUUAAACUCCCUGCUAUUUGACGCUGUAUGUAUUGAUGUUAAUUUUACACCUUCGCUUGUACAAAUUUAACACUGGGUGAGUCAAAAAAGCAUUCAUCCUUUUAAGGUUGCAAAAUUUCAAAAUUUUCAUGUGUAUUACAAAAUUUAGCUUCAUUUUUAUAGUUAGAUAAUGUGCAUAAAGCUGAAUAAACUCUUCUU
Pistacia vera is the source of this 2651-nucleotide messenger RNA. RefSeq lists its product as uncharacterized. Gene Ontology annotation, molecular function: phosphatidylinositol binding. Gene Ontology annotation, cellular component: endosome. Bases 1069 to 2349 code for a protein of 426 amino acids. The record is from RefSeq and is a predicted model, not a curated record. The transcript has 9 exons. Lineage: Eukaryota; Viridiplantae; Streptophyta; Magnoliopsida; Sapindales; Anacardiaceae.